Molecule: messenger RNA, 1511 nt
Organism: Protobothrops mucrosquamatus (brown spotted pit viper)
Lineage: Eukaryota; Metazoa; Chordata; Lepidosauria; Squamata; Viperidae
Gene: KLF4
Product: Kruppel like factor 4
Exons: 4
Coding region: 22-1389 (455 amino acids)
Biological process (GO): regulation of transcription by RNA polymerase II
Molecular function (GO): DNA-binding transcription factor activity, RNA polymerase II-specific; RNA polymerase II cis-regulatory region sequence-specific DNA binding
Source: RefSeq, a predicted model, not a curated record
CCGCCCCCCGGCGAGUUUGACAUGGCACUCAGCGGCACCCUCCUCCCUUCCAUCUCCACCUUCGCCACGGCGGGCACGGCCAGCCGGGAAAAAGCCUUGAGACAAGCAGGUGGCCACAACAAGUGGAGGGAAGAGCUUUCUCACCUCAAGCGGAUCCCCCCUAUACUGACAGGGCGGCAUUUUGACCUCUCUUCUGAGCUGGAAAACGCCACAAACGGCAACAGUGGGACUAUGUCAAGGCGGGAGACGGAAGAGUUGAAUGAGCUUCUGGACUUUGAUUUCAUCUUGUCGAAUUCCCUGAUGCCCCAGGAGCAGCCUACAGCUGCUGCUAUAGUUGUGACUGCUCCUGGUUCUUCGCCCUCUAUCACAAGUAGCACCUGCCCUCCUGUGACCACCUGUGAUUUUUCCUACCAGCUGCAAAGGGAAGAUCACCCUGGAGGUAUAAUGUACACUAGAGAACAUGCUCCAGCUGCCCCUUUCAACCUGGCUGAUAUCAAUGACGUGUCCCCUUCGGGUGGAUUUGUAGCUGAACUGAUGAGGCCAGAUCUGGACCCUGUUUAUAUGCAACAGCAACAGCAGCAGACCCAGCAGCCACCUCCUCCACCACCUCUUCCACUAGGCAGCCUUCAUGGGAAAUUUGUGUUGAAGGCUACAGUGAACAUGGGAGAAUGCAAUAACCACAUCAAGAACAGUGCUGCUGCUUCAGCUUCCCCCUGCACGGAUGGACCUGUUCCCCCUUCUGUGUACAACCACGUGCCCAGAAUGUGCCCCAAAAUCAAGCAAGAGGCGGCCCCAUCAUGUACCAUUGGCCAAUCCCAUGGGAAUACUUCAAGGGCCCAGCCGCACGACUUCUCUUUGGGUCGGCCGUUACCUAGUAGGACUAAUCCUCCGUUGACUCCAGAGGAGAUGAUGUCUCCCAGGGACUGCCACCCUUCUCCCCAGGGCUUAAGUCAUUCAACUCUUCCACUUCCUCCAGGCUAUCAUCCUGGCCCAGCUUACCCUCCUUUUCUUCCAGAGCAGCUGCCACCCAACGCCCUCCAGUAUCAAGAGCUGAUGCCUUCGGGAAGCUGCCUCUCUGAAGAGACCAAGCCCAAGCGGGGACGGAGGUCAUGGCCCAGGAAAAGGACUGCCACACACACCUGCGAAUAUGCAGGCUGUGGUAAAACAUAUACAAAGAGCUCUCACCUCAAAGCACAUCUUCGGACCCAUACAGGUGAGAAGCCCUAUCACUGUGACUGGGAAGGCUGUGGCUGGAAAUUUGCCCGCUCCGAUGAACUUACACGUCACUACAGAAAGCAUACAGGCCACCGCCCUUUCCAGUGCCAGAGGUGUGACAGAGCAUUUUCCAGGUCUGACCACCUCGCCUUACACAUGAAGAGACACUUUUGAGAAGGACACAAGGAACUUUAUCUUUACAGCCUGGAGAGAUUCAGUAUUUGACAGCACAAGGACUGUCUUCCACACGAGGGAAGGACUCCACUUUAAAGCACUACAGAAAAUCCCAGUGAAGU